Molecule: messenger RNA, 2964 nt
Organism: Arabidopsis arenosa
Lineage: Eukaryota; Viridiplantae; Streptophyta; Magnoliopsida; Brassicales; Brassicaceae
Source: the annotation of a GenBank genome assembly
AAACAGUUGAACAAAAAAAAAAAAAGAAGCUACCAAGCUUCAUCAAUGGCGGAUUCUGGUCCAGCCAGCUUCUUGACGCGUGCCAAUGCCAUACUUAGAAAAAAUUUAACCUAUCAGAAACGGAACAUAUGGAGCAAUGUUCGACUUAUUGUUAUCCCUUUCUACCUCUGCAUAGUUCUUGUGUUUAUUCAAGCUAUAUUCGAUUCACAAGUCACUAACUCUGUAGAUAAUCAAUGUGGUUGUCAAUGCAUUGACAAACUCGGAGACGGAAAAUGCGAAAUGAUCUGUGGUAUAGAAUAUUCGACUCGGGACCAAGGAUUCUUUUGUGCUAUCCCAAAACCACAACCAUGGCCUCCUUUGAUUCUAAUUCCGCGUCCUCAAGCUCGCGCUGUUGAUACCGGUUUCACUGAUGAAUCUUGCAGACGAAAAAACAAUUGUCCUGUAACUAUACUUUUCACUGGGAAUAAUCAAUCUCUUGGAGAAACUUUAUCUAGAAAUCUUUUCAGGAGGUCUUUUACAAUAAUGAAAUCCUCUGACCUCAUGUUUAGUAUAGCUAGUAAUGUGUUGGCUACAACAUCUAAAGGAGGUGCAACCAAUUAUCUUGAUUCAGCGAUUGUCUCAGAUCUUAGCAUUUACAACAUCCAAUCUCGGUGCCUUCCAAACUCGAACUUUUCAUUCUCAUUCGGAAAAUCACCUCUCAAUUUUACGAAAGAGAUGAGAUGCCUUCAAGGAUUGAAUCUUUGGAGAAACAGCUCCAUAGAGGUCAAUCAUGAGAUUUUCAAAGGUUAUGAGAAAGGGAAUUCUGAUGGGAACAUAAGUGAGAUUGUUGCAGCAUACGAUCUCUUGGACACUGAUAGCACUAACUUCAAUGUUCAUAUAUGGUACAACGAAACGUACAAAGGUGAAUCAGGAAAUAAGCGUUAUAAGUUGGUCCGAGUUCCCCGCUUAGUCAAUAUGGUGUCAAAUGCGUAUCUUCAGUAUUUGCAAGGCCCUGGGACAAAGAUGUUGUUUGAAUUUGUUAAAGAAAUGCCUAAACAAGAAACUAAACUUCGUAUAGACAUCGCGUCUCUAAUUGGUCCAUUAUUCUUCACAUGGGUUAUUCUUCUUCUGUUCCCUGUGAUAUUAAACUCAUUGGUGUAUGAGAAGCAGCAACAUCUAAGAAUGAUAAUGAAAAUGCAUGGCCUAGGAGAUGGUCCUUAUUGGGUGAUAACCUAUGCCUAUUUUCUCGCCCUAUCCACGUUAUACAUUAUAUGCUUGAUGAUAUUUGGGUCAGCUAUAGGACUGAAGUUCUUCCUGUUUAAUGACUAUAGCUUCCAGUUCAGUUUCUAUUUUCUCUUCAUAAAUCUGCAAAUCUCCAUAGCCUUUCUAGUUUCCUCAGCAUUUUCAAAGGUCGAGACAACAUCAGUUGUUGCUUACCUAUACGUGUUUGGAUCUGGGCUCUUGGGCGAGUUCCUCUUCCGGUUUAUGUUGGAAGGUUCAUCGUUUCCUAGAAGCUGGAUUUUUGUCAUGGAGUUGUAUCCCGGCUUCUCCUUAUACCGUGGGUUGUAUGAGUUCGCCCAGAAUGCUUAUCAAGGAAGCUUGAAUGGGAAAGAUGAGAUGAAGUGGAAAUAUUUUAGUGAUAGUGAAAUGGAUGAAGUUUUCUACAUCAUUAUCGUUGAGUGGUUUAUUGCACUCAUUGCAGCAUACUAUAUCGAUAAGAUAUCUUCAUCGGGAAAAGACCCUUUGUUUUUCUUGAAAAUCCAUAACCCUUUCCAAAAAUAUCUCUCUCCACAAAAGCCUAGCUUGCAAAAACAGGUCUCAGCAGUUUCUGUAGAAAUGGAGAAACUAGAUGUCAUUCAGGAGAGUGAAAAAGUUGAGCAACUGAUGCUUGAGUCAAGCACAAGCCACGCGAUUGUAUGUGAUAAGCUAAGGAAGGUGUAUCCUGGUAGGGAUGGGAACCCGCCUAAAAAGGCAGUUCGAGGGUUAUCUCUCACUGUGCCUUCAGGAGAAUGCUUUGGCAUGUUAGGGCCCAAUGGUGCUGGCAAGACUUCUUUCAUCAAUAUUAUGACUGGGCUUGUGAAACCAACAUCUGGAGCAGCUUUUGUUCAAGGUUUGGAUAUAUGCAAGGAUAUGGACAGAGUAUACACUAGCAUGGGUGUAUGCCCGCAACACGACUUGCUAUGGGAAACACUGACAGGAAGGGAACAUCUGCUGUUUUACGGGAGACUUAAGAACCUCAAAGGCUCUGAUCUGAACCAAGCUGUGGAAGAGUCUCUUAAGAGUGUCAACCUUUUCCACGGAGGAAUUGCGGACAAACCUGCUGGUAAAUACAGCGGAGGUAUGAAAAGGCGGCUCAGCGUAGCCAUUUCACUUAUCGGGAAUCCUAAGGUGGUUUAUAUGGAUGAGCCAAGCACAGGACUUGAUCCAUCCUCGAGAAAGAACUUGUGGACUGUCAUCAAGCACGCAAAAAAAAACACUGCGAUAAUCCUCACUACUCAUUCAAUGGAAGAAGCAGAGUUUCUCUGCGACCGACUGGGAAUUUUUGUUGAUGGAAGGUUACAAUGCAUAGGGAACCCAAAAGAGCUUAAGGGAAGGUAUGGUGGAUUUUAUGUGUUUACGAUGACAACAUCAUUAGAACAUGAGAAAGAUGUGGAGGUGUUGGUUCGAGAUGUUUCUCCAAAUGCCAAGAAGAUAUAUCACAUAGCAGGGACACAGAAAUUUGAGAUCCCAAAAGACGAAGUUCGGAUCUCGGAAGUGUUUCAGGCGGUAGAGAAGGCGAAGAGCAAUUUCAAGGUGUUUGCUUGGGGUCUUGCAGACACAACUCUGGAAGAUGUUUUCAUUAAGGUUGCUAAAACUGCUCAAGCCUUUAAUGUUUUCUCUUGAAUCUUUUUAAAAUUAUCUUCUUCUUCUUUUUUUUUUUUUCUUUUUUUUUCUGUUUAAUGUCAAUAUUUGUUUGCUAAGGUUUGAUAAAUUGGUCAUGCAGAU